UAAACUGUUCUCCCACCCUCUCCCCCCCUUGUCCUUUGUCUUCCUUCUCCUCCAUGGGCUCCUCGGAUCGAUCCAAGAAGAGAACCCACCUAUGGAAGAAGGCGCUCCUCCACUUCGCCUUGUGCUUCGUGACCGGCUUCUUCACCGGCUUCGCCCCGACCAGCACCGCCUCCCUCUUCUCCCGCCACGACGCCUCCAUUCGGCCUGCGACCGCUGACUCCUUCAACCGGAGCCUGAUGGCCGAGAUACCCGCCGAGACGCCUGCCGCGAGCGAGCGGCUCGGACCUGCGACCGCUGACUCCUCUGUCAACCGGAGCCUGAUGGUCGAGACACCCGCCGAGACGCCGGCCGCGAGCGAGCGGCUCGAGCGAGGGUCCGAGAGGCAGCUGAUCGUGGUCACCACGACCCAGUCCGGCGACCGCCUGCAGGGGCCGCUCCUGAGGAGGCUGGCCGACACGUUGAAGCUGGUGCCGCCACCGCUGCUCUGGGUCGUCGUCCAGGCCCGCGCCGCCGCGCCCGAGACCGCCGAGGUGCUGAGGAGGACCGGCGUCGUGUACAGGCACUUGACCUUCGACGCGAACUUCACCGACCCGGCGGCGGAGGCCGACCACCAGAGGAACGUGGCCCUGAACCACAUUGAGUAUCACCGGCUCACCGGGAUCGUCCACUUCGCAGGCGCCUCCAACGUCUACGAUCUCCGGUUCUUCCAGGAGAUGAGACAGAUCGAGGGAUUUGGGGCAUGGCCAGUGGCGCUGGUAUCAGCAAACAGGAAGAGAGUGGUGGUGGAGGGGCCGAUCUGCAACUCCUCCAAGGUCGUGGGGUGGCUCUUCAGGGACUUGGCUAGUGACAAGAUUGGUCUCGGUAGUCUCCUGACUGAUGCUGACAUGAAAGCGAAGCCUCCAAGGAUCAACAUCUCAGGCUUUGCCUUCAACAGCUCCAUACUCUGGGAUCCUGAGAGAUGGGGCCGAGCCACCUCUGUGCCGGACACAUCCCAGGACUCGAUCAAAUUCGUCCGAGAGGUGCUACUAGAAGAUGAGACCAAGUUGAAGGGCAUUCCUGCUGAUUGCUCCAAGAUCAUGCUGUGGCAUCUCUACAUUCCAAGAGCCACCAAUCUGCCCUCCCACCACCAAAUCCAGAAUGCAAGCAGAUGAGGAGAAGAAAGAUAAGUCAUGUAAAUGGAGAGAGAGAUUCAUUGUUACUUUUGCCAAUUUUGGAGGAGGAAAUUAGCCAUCUUCCAAACUACUAUUAUUUAUUGUUAGUUCUCAAUAUUCUUUAGCUGGUGUUGGUCACCAUACUCAGUUUAAGGAACACUUAAAGUAUAAGACAGGAAUGAUCAGACGAAGGCAACUCAUCGUUCAUCUCCAAGUCUUAUUCCAUGUACAAGCAGCUGCUGGCAUUUUAAAGGCCCCAAGAACUCAACAGGAAUGAUCAUGGCAUGUGCAGGGGAAGAGCAUCUGAGUUGGUGAGCUUGGAAUCCAACCAUGUGUGCUGCAGCCACCGACUGAUCAUCUCCAUGCAAUAGAAUGCGAUUGAAGAAAGCUGUGUGUUGGAGGUAGAAACAAUGUCAUGUUGGUCUCCACUCAACCACUUCUUUGGCUCUCUGUGAUGAUUGAUCAAUGGACACGAGGAAGAAGAGUUGCUUUCACUCACAAAGCAACCGCAUGCCAUGCCUUCCUUCA
This is a messenger RNA of Musa acuminata AAA Group (dessert banana), 1679 nucleotides long. Its product is annotated as beta-1,4-xylosyltransferase IRX9-like. Gene Ontology annotation, cellular component: Golgi membrane. The coding region runs from base 54 to 1151 and encodes 365 amino acids. The transcript is spliced from 3 exons. The record is from RefSeq and is a predicted model, not a curated record. Gene Ontology annotation, molecular function: galactosylgalactosylxylosylprotein 3-beta-glucuronosyltransferase activity; xylosyltransferase activity. Lineage: Eukaryota; Viridiplantae; Streptophyta; Magnoliopsida; Zingiberales; Musaceae. Gene Ontology annotation, biological process: plant-type secondary cell wall biogenesis; glucuronoxylan biosynthetic process.